AUGCCUCUCUACCAGCCUCCAGACGUGCAUGCCCCCGUGCUUUCGCAGUUCUCCCUCAAGGGCAAGAUUGCGGCUGUUACUGGUGGCGCGAGAGGCAUUGGCCUGGAAGUGGUCCGAGGCCUCGCAGAAGCCGGGGCCGACGUGGCAAUCAUCUACACCACAAGCGUAAACGCUCCCGAGACAGCUGCCAACGUUGCGGCAGAGACCGGGGUGCGGGUGCAGGCUUAUCAGUCCGAUGUCACUAUCCGAUCAGACAUUGCUGCCACCAUCAAUCAGAUUACAGAGGAGUUUGGACGCGGUCGUCUUGACAUUGUGGUGGCUAAUGCAGGUGUCUGCACCAACUCGCCUAACCUCGAGUACACAGAAGAGACCUGGGCUAGAGACAACCGCGUCAACUAUGACGGGGUUAUGUGGACUGCCCAGGCCGCUGGAAAGAUCUUCAAGAAGCAGGGAAAGGGAAAUUUUAUCAUAACCGCUUCGGUCAGCGCCACUUUAGUCAAUAUCCCCCAGACCCAGGUUGCCUAUAAUGCCUCCAAGGCGGCAGCCUUACACCUGGCUAAGAGUUUGGCUGUUGAAUGGGUCGACUUUGCCCGAAUUAAUUGCAUCUCCCCUGGAUUUAUGAUGACAGAAAUGCUUACUCAACAACCAAAGGAGCUGUUUGAGAAAUGGCUCGCAAUGGUUCCCGCACGAAGAAUCUGCGAUCCAGCAGAGCUUAAGUCCGCAUACGUCUUCUUAGCAAGUGAUGCUUGCAGUUACAUGACCGGAGCGAACAUUAUAAUUGACGGCGGUUACACUUUGCCUUAG
Molecule: messenger RNA, 804 nt
Organism: Talaromyces proteolyticus
Lineage: Eukaryota; Fungi; Ascomycota; Eurotiomycetes; Eurotiales; Trichocomaceae
Product: oxidoreductase
Exons: 3
Coding region: 1-804 (267 amino acids)
Cellular component (GO): intracellular anatomical structure
Molecular function (GO): oxidoreductase activity, acting on NAD(P)H, oxygen as acceptor
Source: RefSeq, a predicted model, not a curated record